Molecule: messenger RNA, 654 nt
Organism: Microthlaspi erraticum
Lineage: Eukaryota; Viridiplantae; Streptophyta; Magnoliopsida; Brassicales; Brassicaceae
Source: the annotation of a GenBank genome assembly
AUGAAUUAUCCUCCUCAACUUCUUCGCCUAGACACGAGAAUUCUAUCUCAAUCUGAAGAGAUAAGAAACGUCGUCAAAAUCAGGGUCCACACAGUAGUCGAAGAGUACAUUAGAGAUCGCACCGGUUUCCAAACCCUAACCGCGUCCUACGAAUCUUCUCCGCCACGUCUCAUCGAAUUCAGUCUUCCUAGUGCCAAUCUCCGCCAGAUCAAUGACAUCCUCUGUCGCCACCGCCUUAGCCCUCAGUUGAGUCUAUUCUUAGCCGUGCGCAUCUCUCCUGAGGCUACCAAAAAAGGAUUAGGCGUUAAUAGCUUCGUCAUGACCUUGCUCGUGAAACUUACGUACAAGAGAGUUUCCGCUUUCAAUUUCGAUUUCUCAACUUUACCGUCGUCGAUCGGAGGAGAAGCUGUCAACUGGGAGGAUGACGUUGUUGAGAGAUUGAUUCGAGAAGGUGCGAUCGACAAGGAGAGAUCCAAGAGUUUGAAUUUGGGAUCAGAAGCGUGUUCCAUCUGUUUUGAAAGUCUCGUGGGUACUUCAGAUAAAGCUCCGACACAAAUUUCAUGUUCUCAUGUUUUCCACGAUCGCUGUAUCUCGCAGUGGCUUCGCCGGAAAAAUUCUUGCCCGUUGUGUCGCCGUGAGCUCUACGGCCGAUGA